GCCGAGCAGGCAGCGGGGAGAACGCGAGUUGUUUCCGGGGAGAAGAAGAAGAAGAAGAAGAAGAAAGAGAGAUGUCCGAGGCUAACGCUAGCUAGGUUAGCUGCUCUUAAAGCUCCUCUCUUCAUCUCCUGUUGUCUUGUUUCUCUCCUCCAGCGAGGCACAGACACAGAUAAACAUCUAUCCUCCGACAGCAGGAGGACGUAACGAGCACAGUGUGUUAUUAGACUGGCUUGUUGAGUAGUUUAGGAGAGGCCGUGUGUGUGUGUGUCCGUCAGGUAAACAUCAGUGAGGAUUGUGGGAACCAGUCGUCAUGGCGGCUCCGGUGAACACCCUGACUCCGAGUAAGACCUGGGAGCUGAGUCUGUAUGAGCUUCACAGGAGCCCUCAGGAGGCGAUCAUGGAUGGGACGGAGGUGGCGGUGUCUCCUCGCUCUCUGCACAGCGAGCUGAUGUGUCCCAUCUGUCUUGACAUGCUGAAGAACACCAUGACGACCAAAGAGUGUCUGCACCGCUUCUGCUCCGACUGCAUCGUCACCGCGCUGCGAUCAGGGAAUAAAGAGUGUCCGACCUGCAGGAAGAAGCUGGUCUCCAGGCGUUCGCUGCGCCGAGACUCAAACUUCGACGCACUGAUCUCGAAGAUCUACCCGAGCCGGGACGAGUACGAGGCCCACCAGCGCCGCGUCCUGGAGCGACUCAACAGGCUGCACAACAAGGAGGCGCUGAGCUCCAGCAUCGAGGAGGGGCUCCGACAGCAGGCCCGCUACAGGAACCACCGGGUGAAGAAGCCGACUCAGGAGAGCGACAACACCACCUUCAGCGGUGGGGAAGACAACGGCGACGCCCGCUCACACUUGUCUCAUGACUCGGCCCCCUCACACGCCCCUCUACCCGCCGGUCAGACCCCCUCGGAGGCCGGGCCAAGCCGCAAGCGGCCGCGAGCGUCAGACGACGGCUCGGGGCCCGAGGCAGACAGCGGCAGCCCCACCCCUCCGCUGAGGCGCCACAAAGAGGGGCCGGCCUCGGAGAUUGAGCUGGUUUUCAGACCACACCCGGAGCUGGUCCAAGCCGAGGACUACAACCAGACCAGAUAUGUGAAGACGACAGCCAACGCCACAGUGGACCAUCUGUCUAAAUACCUCGCUCUGCGUAUCGCCCUGGAGGACAGACAGACCAACGGAGAGACGGAGGACAGAGGAAGAGAGGAGGGAAGAGGAGGAGGAGGAGGCGGAGGAGGAGGAGGAGGAGGAGGAGGAGGAGGAGGAGAGGAAAUAGGAGAAAGUGGAGGAACAGCAGGAAGUGGAGAGAGGUCGAGUCUGAGCAAUGUCAGCGAGAAACAGUACACCAUCUACAUCCUGACGAGAGGAGGACAGUUCUCUACGCUGAACGGUUCUCUGACUCUGGAGUUGGUCAACGAGAAAUACUGGAAGGUGAGGAAGCCUCUGGAGCUUUACUACGCUCCCACCAAGGACCAACAACAACCACCACCACCGCAGCAACAGCAGCAACAGCAGCAGCAGCAGCAGCAGAAGUCUCCUCCUCCGCAGAGGGAGGGAUGAGGGAACCACUCGUCUUCUUCUGGAGGUGGAAGUUCAGUCACCGCCAUUUCACAGCUCAUUAUCAGCGCAGCUUUUUAAAAAUAUCUACUUGCAAUUAAGAUUUCAUUUACAGACCUGAGAACUGAAGUAUUUAUCAAGACAAAAAAAACACAAAGUAGUAAAUAACAGCUGGUAAAUCUUUGCUUUUGUGUUCUUUGCUAAUGUGGGAAGAAGUUCUGACAGUUUAUUUUUGGGGAUUAUAAACUCACUGUGGCCGACGGACCUGGAGGUGACAGGCGGAACUGUUUCCUUUUGUUUCCUGUCAGUUUGGAUAUCGUAUAACAACUGCACACGUUUAAAAAGACAAAGCUGUGCAAAGUCGCCAGAGCGGUUUCAGAUCUAAUUCCAAAUAGGAUUAUUUUUCAAAUACUUACUUUUAUAACCUCUCAAAACAACUGAUACAAAAUUAAAUACAAAAAAAUUGACAAUUUUUAUUAAGAUAAUACCUGCGGCAGCUUGUUACAGCCAGGAAAAGUUAGAAAUGUUAAUAGUUAAAAAAUAAAAAUAUUCAUGACUAAAAAUUAUACUAAUACGGACUUUUGACUUUCUAAGUAAAAAUCAUAAGUCUAAAUUUAAUUUUCUUUCUUUCCCUUUUAACAUUUUCUUUGUCAAAAGAUAAUACAAAUUAUUAUGGAGGUUUUUUUUGUAAUUUAUUUUGACAGUAAUUUAAAUUUUGUCUUAAUUUUCUCAAUAUAAACACUUUGUUUUUCUUCUAACAACUGAAAGAAAAUUAAAUACUAAAAUUGGCAAUAAUUUUUAAGGUAAUACCUUUUUACCAUAAAAAGAAACAACCCAUGAAUACUCCAAAUUAUAGUAAAUCUAACUUUUGACUAACUCAAAAUGAUGAGGUUGUAAGUCUAAAUUUAAAGUCACAAUUUUUAGUAUCUACAUUUAUUAACAUUUAGUUUGUCAAAAUAAUAGAAUACUAAGUUAUAAUUUGGAGAUAAGUAAGUUUUUUUUUAUUAUUAUUUUGACGCAGUAAUUAAAAUUUCUUCUAAGUCUUAGUUUUCUCAAUAUAAACACAUUUUUCUGAUAAAAAAUUAAAUACCAAAAUUGGCAUUUUUAUUAUUAAGGUAAUACCUACGGCAGCUUGUUACAGCCAGGAAAAAUUAGAAGUGAUAAAAAAUAAAAAAUACUAUAUAAUAUAUAUAGACUACAAAAUUAAACACUAACUUUUGACUUUCUAAAUCAAAAUCAUAAGUCUUAAUUUAAAUUGUCACAAUUUUCAAAUAUUAUCUACAUUUAUUGACAUUUUCUUUGUCAAAAGAUAACAAAAAUUAUAAGGAAGUUUUUUUUUAUUAUUUUGAAGCAGUAAUUCAAAUUUUGUCUUCUCAUAAUUUUCUCAAUAUAAACACAUUUUUUUCUAACAACUGAUAGAAAAUUAAAUUCUAAGAUUGGUAAUCUUAUUAUGGUAAUAACUGCGGCAGCUCGUUACACCCAGGAAAAGUUACAAAAUGAUUAAAUUGAAUUAAAUUUAAUAACAAAAAUACUCAUGAAUACUCAAAAUUAUACUAAUACUAACUUGUAUUUCUAAGUCAAAAUGAUGACGUAAGUCUAAAUUUAAAUUUGAAGUCACAAUUUUCCAAUAGUCUCUACCUUUAUCGUCAUUUUAUUUGUCAAAAUUAUACAACAUUAAGUUAUAAUUUGGAGAUGAGUAUGGUGUUUUUUAAUUAUUUAUUUUAACGCAGUAAUUCAAAUUGUGCCUUGUCUUCAUUUUCUCAAUAUAAAACAUGUUUUUUUCUCAAAACUGAUAGAAAAUUAAAUACUAAAAUUGGCAAUUAUUAUUAAAUUAAUACCAAUGGCAGCUUGUUACAGCCAGGAAAAGUUAGAAAUGAUCAAAAAUAUUCAAGACUACUCCAAAUUAUACUAAUAACUGACUAAAUGUUUUUUUUUUUACAUUUUCUUUGAAAAAAAGUUAAUAAAAAUUAUGAGGAAGGUUUUUUUUUAAUUAAUUUUGAUGCAGUAAUUCAAAUUUUGUCUUGUCUUAAUUUUCUCAAUAUAAACACAUUUCUUUUUUCUCCAAACAACUGAUAGAAGAUGAAAUACCAAAAUUGGCAAAUGUAUUAUGGUAACACCUGCAGCAGAUUGUUUCAGCCAGGAAAAGAGAAAAGUUAGAAAUGAUAAAAAAUAAAAAAUAUAAAAAAAUACUCAUGAAACGAUAAGUCAAAAUUAUGAUGUUAGUCUAAAUUUAAACUUUAUCACAAUUUUCAAAUAUUAUCUACAUUUAUUGACACUUCAAAAUUAUAGAAUAUUAAUUAAUAAUCUGGAGAUAAGUUAGGCAAUUUUUAUUAUUUAUUUUGACACAGUAAUUAAAAUUGUCCUCUUCAAUAAUUUUUUAAUUCCUAACAUGACAUGUUUUUCUUUCUCCUGGCAGAAAUAAGCAUCCAUAAAUAUCUUACUGAAGAAAAUAUAAACAAGACUAAUAAUCUGAGCAGUUAUUGUGUACAAAAUGACACUUUUAGGUAUCGCCUGUUUCUCUGGUAAGAUCAGAGAAAUAUUAUAACAAUCAAAGUCAGUUUUUGGUUGUAAAAAAAAAAAAGUUUCUUUCAGUAAUUAGAUCAGAACGUAACGUCUGAAUUAAUCUAUUUAUAUAAUUUAAUUUCUAAGAACACGACUGAAGAAUGACUGAAGCUCUUUGCUGCUUUCUCGGUCCACUCCCAGCUGGACGUGUAGAGUUUAACGCUGCCUCUCUCAUACAGUCACAACUAAACUAACACUUUAGUAUAGUUUGAAUUAAAGACACACAGCUGUAACGGACUUAAACUUAAUGUUCAGUCAUUCCUAACUUCUGCAAAUGCAUCCAUGGAUUUUUCUAAUCUGCUUCUCCUGUCAAGGGCUGGAGCCUAUCCCAGCAUGCACUGGGGUAGGACAGGGUGACGACACAUUGUUAGGAGCAAUAUUUGAGUUUCUUUUCUUAAAGCCUCGUUAUGAAAAGGCGGUUUUAUUCCUUUUAAUGUGUAACUUAAGAGCUACGAAGAUGUGUGCAGGUACCUUAAACUCGUCUGCUAUAUUUUACUGAUAUAUUCAUUUUCCACCUUUUAAAGAUGUAGCUGUAACACCCACCAUACCUCCUGUUUCUUUAAACAUAAAGGUUUAGUUAGUUCUCCUAUAAAAUACCAAGUGUUUGGUUGCAUGACAUUUUCACUUCACACUCAUCGCCCUUUAAUAAUAACUGUCCACAGGGUGUUCUCGUCCCUUAAAAAGCCAUAAGUCUGUAAGAUUUAACCUGAGUUUUUCACCGUUUAGACUCUUUCAUUUCCGUCUUUAUGCACUUUAUAUUGCCUGCAGCCAUAUACGUUUUCCUCGCUUACCUCAGUUUUUAUGGAAUAUUUGUAUAUUAAGAAUAUUUCCUUUUCUUCUGUUGUAUAAUACUCUCUAUCCUUCUGUCAGCAAAUGCAGCACAAUAAACUUAAAUUAAAAAAAA
Molecule: messenger RNA, 5018 nt
Organism: Sebastes umbrosus (honeycomb rockfish)
Lineage: Eukaryota; Metazoa; Chordata; Actinopteri; Perciformes; Sebastidae
Product: E3 ubiquitin-protein ligase RING2-A-like
Exons: 7
Coding region: 311-1555 (414 amino acids)
Biological process (GO): negative regulation of DNA-templated transcription
Cellular component (GO): ubiquitin ligase complex; PcG protein complex
Molecular function (GO): ubiquitin protein ligase activity; chromatin binding
Source: RefSeq, a predicted model, not a curated record